This is a messenger RNA of Alosa sapidissima (American shad), 3902 nucleotides long. Its product is annotated as anthrax toxin receptor 1-like. Gene Ontology annotation, molecular function: signaling receptor activity. The record is from RefSeq and is a predicted model, not a curated record. Gene Ontology annotation, cellular component: membrane. The transcript has 18 exons. Lineage: Eukaryota; Metazoa; Chordata; Actinopteri; Clupeiformes; Clupeidae. The coding region runs from base 552 to 2420 and encodes 622 amino acids.
UGAUUUUUUCCUUCUGUCGUAUAUUCCUUUACCAAAAAGGAGAGGGGGAAACAGAGAGGGGGAAAGAAAGAGGGGUAGAGUUUGAGUUGAACAACUGUUGCACACACUCACAAUAGCUUUCUAGGAAGCUCUUUGGAUCACACACACACCAGCCAUCAUUUCAUCUGCUAACAGAGGACCCUGGAGUGAGGUUGACAGCAGAAGUUUGUCUCAGAGUCACACAGCUGUUUGAGGGGGAGUGAAUGAGUGUGUAUGUGCAUGCUCUGUGGACACACAGUGACUCCGCUGAACUUGUCAAUAUACUAAAUUAGCUGAUCCAGAUUGGACAUACGGACUGGACUGGGCAGUGGAUGUUUCAGCUGACUGUAAAGCCUUUGGCUGCAACGAGGAAUACUCUUUUGCACCCGAGAGAGAAAUAGGGGGGACAGAGAGAGAGAGAGUGAGAGAAAGAGAGAGAAGGGAGAAGUUCAGUGGACUGUUUGAUUCAGAUGAUUCCCUAUUCCUCUCUCUGAUUUUUAAUCUCUUCAUUUGUUCUUCUGAGUACCGGAAUCAUGUCUGCAACUGGCAGCAAAGGAAUAUGCAUGGCAUUUCUGCUGGGAUCUCUACUAAUAAUGUCAACAAGUGGGAACACCGGUCACAAUCAGGACAACGUGCUGACAAGACCAUCCUGCUAUGGAGGUUUUGACCUCUACUUUGUUUUGGAUAAGUCUGGCAGUGUGAUGCAUCACUGGACUGAGAUCUACCACUUUGUCGAACAUCUGGCACAUAAAUUCAUAAGCCCACAGCUGCGGAUGUCCUUUAUUGUGUUUUCCACUGAGGGACGGAUCUUGAUGCGUCUCACAGAGGACAGGGAAAAGAUAAGGAAAGGACUGGAGGAGCUUCAGAUGGUCUUGCCAGGGGGAGACACCUUCAUGCACGAGGGCAUUCAAAGGGCGAGUGAGCAGAUUUACUAUGGAAACUCUGAAGGGUACCGCACUGCUAGUGUCAUCAUCGCCCUGACUGAUGGCGAGCUACAUGAAGACCUCUUCUUCUACGCCGAGCGAGAGGCAAACCGCUCCCGCAGCCUGGGUGCAUCGGUCUACUGCGUCGGGGUGAAGGACUUCAAUGAGACCCAGUUGGCGAAGAUAGCAGACAGCAAGGACCAUGUUUUUCCUGUGAAUGGCGGCUUUGAGGCAUUGCAAGGAGUCAUUGAUUCAAUCCUCAGGAAAUCCUGCAUUGAGAUCCUCGCGGCGGAACCUUCCAGUAUCUGCGCAGGAGAGACAUUUCAGGUGGUGGUCAGAGGGAAUGGAUUCCUCCAUGCCCGCAACGUGGAAAAAGUGCUCUGCACUUUCCGCAUCAAUGAUACCCUCACAAGGAUGGUGAAGCCUCUGAUUGUUGAGGAUACAUACAUGCUGUGUCCUGCACCAGUGUUGAGAGAGGAGGGAACGGCUGCCUCCUUAUAUGUCAGCAUGAACGAAGGCCUGAGUUUCAUCUCCAGUUCUGUCACCAUUACCACCGUGGGUUGUUCUGAUGGGACUAUUCUGGCCAUAGCUCUGCUCAUCCUGAUGCUGCUCCUGAUCCUGGCUAUGCUGUGGUGGUUCUGGCCUCUCUGCUGCACAGUGAUUAUCCGUGAGCCUCCACCACCAGUAGUCGAAGAUAGCUCGGACGAGGAGGAUGAGGAUGGAAUACCUAAGAAGAAGUGGCCGACAGUGGACGCCUCAUACUACGGUGGCCGAGGAGUGGGUGGAAUCAAACGGAUGGAGGUGCGCUGGGGAGAGAAGGGCUCCACAGAGGAGGGGGCCAAACUGGAGAAGGCCAAAAACGCCCGGGUCAAGAUGCCGGAGCAGGAGUCUGAGCUGCCGCCCACGCGCACGCUGAACAACGGCAUGAGGAAGCCGCAUGGCCCACGCAAGUGGUACUCUCCCAUCAAGGGCAAGCUGGACGCUCUGUGGGUUCUCCUGAGGAAAGGCUACGACCGUGUAUCAGUCAUGAGACCACAACCAGGAGACAAAGGUCGCUGUAUGAACUUCACUCGGGUCAAGUCCAACCCUCCGCCCCGCUACCCAGCCUACAGGAACAACCCCACGCCCAUCUACACCCCUCCGCCAGGAGGCAGUCCACCACCUCCGCUCCAGACCCUGCUGCCCCCUCCACCCCACAGUCCUCCAGCCUCGCCCUCCUCCACCCUCCCGCCUCUGCCCACCACCCCCCCUCCCUGCUCUACCCCCUCCCCUCCCACCACCCCACUUCCAUUCACUCCACCCCCCUACACCCCACCACCAACCAGGGCCCUGCCUCCCACCACGCUCUACUACCCCCUGCCCGUGGCUCCCCCCUCUCCUCCUGCGUCGCCUACCGGAUCCCUGCCUCCACUCCCACAAGCCCCUCCCCCCGGAAGAGCCCCGCCUCCCGACCGUCCACCGCCACGCCCCUCUCCGUAGGGCGGCUGUUGUGAUUGGUGUGUGCAGAGGCUCUGCUUCCUGGAGCUGAUCCGUGGAGCGUGAGGCGGGACAGGACAUUCAAACGCCCCCCCCACCCCCUCUCAGACUGCUCUACACGUGUUCAUGUGGCCACGCACUAAUGAAAUCACCUUCCAUAUCUCUAUUGGGACAGAAUCACAGAGAAAUACAUCCUAUCCCCAAGGCCUCAACCAAAGAAAACAACCACCAUCCACACUGCAACGUCUGCUUUCUUAGGUGACUUUUCUGAUAAUGACCACACAUUCUGCUAUCAUUGUAGCACCACCCCUGUGGACACAUCUGCAUAUCUGCACAUAAACAAUGCACUCAGUCAGCUUCACCUGGUUGUUUCCAUGAAGCAUGUGCAAUGGUCAUUCAAAGAGAUUGAAAGGAUGGACAACAGUUCACCCACUCAUUGCCAUCUGCUAAAACAUUUAAAGACUUGAGGUUCUUGAGAAUGAGUACUUAGAGAAGGUGUUUUGAGGUUUACUGUUUGUGGGAUGCACAUGUAAAAUUUGCUUGUAAAGAGCAAAAUGUCUUGAAAUGGUUUUGGUGAAAAGUGUAAUGGACAGUGAACUUUCACUUAGGGAUACACUUUCCACUAUACACAACAAGCUGAAAUUAUGAUUUAAUGUAUGUGUAAUGUAUAUGAGUUACUUUCUUGCACAAGUCAAUUCUAAAGACCAGAAAAGAAAAAAACUGGAAAAAAUUAAUGAAUAAUGUUCAUGUACGUCAAAGUAGACCAUAUUUGUUUUGAAGAGACAUUUUUCUGGUUGUGUCUGAUAUUUCCAACCUGAAACUUGGGACACACUUGUCAGAAAAGAGAAGAAAAUUAAUUCCUACCCAUUCUUGAACUUGCAUUUACCAACACAUGGAUAUGAUGAUAUUAUUAUGUCAAUAUUAAAUAACAGCUUGAUGCAAAUUUGGAUAGGAACAGAUUGUUGGGUAAUAAAAUGCCAAACAAGUAGAUAAAUAACAAAGGAAAGAGAGAAGGCAACAUAGGGGGCCUCAUCUAAUAUGGAGGCAGUUUGAUGCAGGGAUGUUGAAGGGUCACUUGAAGACUAUAAUUCAGGUUUAAGCACAUCAUUUUCUCACAGACUAAAUGUAACAAGUGCAUGAGUAAGUGUCCGUUUUUAGCAUUCCUAGAGCAUUUUUAUACAUUUUUUAUAAAUGUGUUUUGUAUAAAUAUAUCAUACUCUUUUUAUGUCUCUCCAUUGUUGUUUCACAUUAUUUGUUUUAAUUUGUGUGGUUGAUUUUGUUUUUAACUUCUCCAGUCAAUGAUUGUACAAUUAGUUACACCAAGCAUGUGCAUCGCAUCUGAGUUUGUGUUUGAACACGCUCUGGGGUACUUGUGCCCCAUAAUCGAACAGAUUUCACAAUGUUGGCACACAGUAUUUUGAUAUGUCGUAUAUAUUUGACACCACUGUGUAGCAGAAUCAAUGUUUAAACCCAAUUUUGCCCCUU